GCAUUAUCGGCUAGUUCGUCACAGCGUCAAGAAUCCCGUCGACAGGACUCUCGUCGUCCCCGGCGUCCAAAAUGCGCUCUUUCUGCUCGUUUCUACUUCUACUGGCGGUCACCCUCGUCACCGCCGACGUCUACUUCGAUGAGAAGUUCCUUGAUGAUUCCUGGGAGAAGAAUUGGGUGUACUCAGAGCACCCCGGGAAAGAAUUUGGAAAGUUUGUGCUGAGCCAUGGAAAAUUCUGGAACGAUCCAGAAAAUGAUAAAGGUAUUCAGACUUCUCAGGACGCGAGAUUCUACGCUCUGAGCAGAAAAUUCAAGCCCUUCAGCAACAAGGACAAGCCUCUCGUCGUUCAGUUCACCGUCAAGCACGAACAGAACAUCGACUGCGGCGGUGGAUACCUGAAAGUGUUCGACUGUUCGUUGGAUCAGAAGGACAUGCACGGAGAAACUCCGUACGAGAUCAUGUUUGGACCUGAUAUUUGUGGGCCUGGAACAAAGAAGGUUCACGUAAUCUUCAGCUACAACGGCAAGAAUCUCUUGAUCAACAAAGACAUCCGUUGCAAAGACGACAUCUACACUCACCUGUACACAUUGAUCGUUCGUCCCGACAACACAUACGCUGUCCUCAUCGACAACGAGGAGGUCGAGACUGGUGAGCUGGAGGCGGACUGGGACUUCUUGCCCCCGAAGAAGAUCAAGGAUCCGUCUCAGAGCAAACCAGAUGAUUGGGACGACAAACCCACCAUUCCUGACCCAGACGAUCAGAAACCAGAGGAUUGGGACAAGCCAGAGCACAUUCCUGACCCUGAGGCAUCCAAACCAGACGACUGGGACGAUGAAAUGGACGGAGAGUGGGAAGCCCCCAUGAUCGACAAUCCUGAGUACAAGGGCGAAUGGAAACCAAAACAAGUCGCCAACCCCAGCUACAAGGGACCCUGGAUCCACCCAGAAAUCGAUAACCCCGAGUACACUCCUGACCCUGAACUCUACAUGAGGGACGAGAUUUGUGCUGUUGGCUUCGACCUCUGGCAGGUUAAGUCCGGAACGAUUUUCGACAACGUCCUCAUCACGGACGACCCAGAAGUUGCCCAGAAAUUCGGCGAAGAAAUUUGGAAGCCCACUCUCGAAGGCGAGAAGAAGAUGAAAGAGGCUCAAGACGAGGAGGAAAGAAAGCAGCGAGAAAAGGAGAACAAGGCGAACGAGGAUAACAAGGACGAUGACGAAGACGAGGAUGCUGAUGAUGAGGAGAACAAUGUCCCAGAUACUGAGGAGCAUGACGAAUUGUAAAUAGACGUGUCUCGAUCGACACGAACACAGACUGUAUUCCAGGAGCUGUGUGGCCGCGACACGCACCACUUUCGAAAGCAAGAUCACAUGAAAAAUAAAAAGAAAGAACAUUGUCGUAAACGUAAACAUUUCAUUAUCGAAUUCUGACUCGUGGGAAAUUUUUAAACAGCGAGUUCCAAAGGUUCUCUUUAUUUUCUUCGAGCCAUGGCCUCGUCUUCGCAGCCUAAAUAUUUCACCCUAGUCUUCGAUUUUUCGUUCGUGUUCUACGAAACUUCGCGAGAAACAUCAUCGAUUAAUCGAGUGUCGAAUCAAAGUGCUCGUUAUGCUGCCGAAGAUACAUAUACAUGUUAUAUACACAUUACGUUAUAAAUUGUGUAUAUAUAUACACAUUACAAUAUAAAUUGCGUGUAUAUAUAUAAUGUAUAUGUAUUACGCAAGUAAUCUUGCCCCAGUGUCCCCACCAUGGCACAGCUCCACAAAAGACUCUAAGUUGUUCCGUUUUUGUUUGUCAAGUGUUUUUAUAUACAAUUAAAAAGUAAUUGAGAUGUAAUUUAAACGAUGCUAUAUUAUAUAUAAAUAUAUAUAUAUUAUAUAUUAUUUCAAUUUCCGUACAGUGUACGCGUAUUAAAAAAAAAAAAGCUCGUUCCAAUUGAAAGAAUAAACAAAAAAAAGAAUAGAGUGAUUGGGAUGUGUGCUACAUGACUGAGUGACUACAUAAAUUGGUAUGAUUCAUGUAUCGAAGGUAACCAAUGUAAUAAAAUAAGUAAGACUUUUCUAGA
Messenger RNA from Hylaeus anthracinus, 2062 nucleotides. It is a transcript of the gene Calr, whose product is annotated as calreticulin. The transcript is spliced from 8 exons. Bases 72 to 1283 code for a protein of 403 amino acids. The record is from RefSeq and is a predicted model, not a curated record. Gene Ontology annotation, molecular function: calcium ion binding. Lineage: Eukaryota; Metazoa; Arthropoda; Insecta; Hymenoptera; Colletidae. Gene Ontology annotation, cellular component: endoplasmic reticulum membrane; endoplasmic reticulum. Gene Ontology annotation, biological process: protein folding.